CCGCGCUCCUCCUCCAUUCACUCCCUGGCGAAGAUGGCGGACGGCGAAAAUAAACGGGCCGAACCCGCCGACGCCGCUGAGCCGCUUCUGAAGAGACCGAGACUUCUGGACCCGCCCGGUGAUUUGGAGCACAGCGCAGGCGGCGGAACCGAGCCGGUGGAGGCAGAACCGGCGCUGUUGGACGAGUCCCAUCAGGCCUCACUUAACAACAACAACAACCACACUGAACCCGGACAGACCGCCGAACCAGAACCCGAGCUUUCCGACUUAACUGACGAAGGUGUUCAUCCCAAUGGUUUCACAUCUCCUGAUCUUCACGAUGAUGAUGACUGCUCAUCUCGCGCCAGCUCCAGUGACUGGACGCCUCAACCACAGAUUGGCUCCUAUCGGUUCAUUCAGCAGCACAUCGUGAGAGGAACCGACCCGAGGGCCAUCUUAAAAGACUUGCUUCCCGAAACGGUCCUUCCGCCAGAUCUCGACGACAUGACGCUGUGGCAGAUCAUCAUCAACAUCUCAGAACCGCCCAAAAGAAAGAAACGCAAAGACAUCAACACAUUAGAAGACGUCGUCCGGCUCCUGAACGAAAGGAAGAAGAUACUUGUGCUCACAGGCGCUGGGGUGUCUGUUUCUUGUGGGAUUCCUGACUUUCGAUCUAGAGAUGGCAUAUAUGCUCGACUCGCUGUGGACUUUCCUGACCUUCCUGAUCCUCAAGCCAUGUUCGACAUAGACUACUUUAGAAGAGAUCCAAGGCCUUUUUUCAAAUUUGCCAAGGAAAUCUACCCAGGACAAUUCCAGCCGUCUCCAUGUCACCGGUUCAUAUCAAUGCUGGAUAAGAAGGGAAGGUUACUGAGGAACUACACUCAGAAUAUCGACACACUGGAACAGGUGGCUGGAAUCCAGAAAAUCAUUCAGUGUCAUGGUUCUUUUGCAACUGCUUCCUGUCUUGUCUGUAAACAUAAGGUUGAUUGUGAAGCCAUAAGGGAGGAUAUAUUCAAUCAGGUUGUUCCUCACUGUCCAAGGUGUCCGUCAGAUGUCCCGUAUGCCAUCAUGAAACCAGACAUUGUCUUCUUUGGCGAGAACCUUCCAGAGUUUUUCCACAGAGCUAUGAAGCAGGAUAAAGACGAAGUGGAUCUUCUCAUCGUGAUCGGCUCCUCGUUGAAAGUGCGGCCAGUGGCUCUCAUACCCAGCUCUAUACCUCAUGACGUGCCUCAAGUCCUGAUCAACCGCGAGCCGCUGCCGCACCUGAACUUCGACGUGGAGCUGCUUGGAGACUGUGACGUCAUCGUGAACGAACUCUGCCAUCGUCUGGGUGACGACUUUGAGCAGCUGUGCUACAACUCGUCCCGUCUCAGCGAGAUCACAGAGAAACCGGCCGCUCCGUUACAGACAUCCGCUGAGAGCCCGUCCACAGACGCACAGGGGCCUGAAGAUCACGCUCAGCCCGUCACAGGAGCCUCCGAGGACGUCCCAAUCACUGAAUGUCAAAAUUCACUGUCUCCCAAGAAGGAGGAAACGGAAACCGCUUCUUUCCCAGCAGCGAGAAGAACAAGCCCUCAUCCAGAGCCGUUACCGGAAACUAAUAUGGACGAGUUAGACUCCAGCCCAAAAGAACAUUCUCCAAAGACGGCGAGUCCCUGUCCGGAAAGGAAAGCAGCGUGUGAUGGUACAGAAGCACUGGACACUACUGAUGACGGGAAGGAGGAAGAAACAGCAGAUCGCCAACUUGUUGAAAUGCGCAGACGGUGCUGGAGAAGCCGAAUCUGUCAGAGUCCAAUUAGCAAACGACUCGGAGCCUCGCAGUAUUUAUUUCAAGCACCGAACCGCUACAUUUUCCACGGCGCCGAGGUUUACUCGAGUUCAGAGGACGAAACGUCCAGUUCCUGCGGCAGUGACAGCGACGGCUCUCGCUGCAGCGCGGACGCUUUCGAAAUUGAAGACAGCGACGGAGAGGAAGACGGCACGCCGGUGACGGACAAAGACACAGACGGCCUCGCAGAGACAGUACAGGACAGUGAACACAAACGCCUUCAAACAGACUGCACAGCAGAAACAGACCUACAAACCACACAAUAACUCACUAGCACUAGUUGUAUUUAAUGUGCUCAAGUCUGUUUUAUAUAUUUUUGUAUUUCCUCCCUCCUAAACGCCCUGUUAUGUCUUCUAAUGCAUGCGACGACUUUCUUUUGUUCGGCUUAUAAAACUUUCUUUUGUUUUACCACCAGUCUGUUUGUAUUUUUGCAUUUUUAGAUGUAAAAUAUAUGUUUAAAUCCGGUGAAUGUUUCUGCCUGAGAGUUGAACUUGCCAUGUAAUUGCUUGGGAUAAAAAAGGGAAUGAUUUUCAAACCAAAGA
Molecule: messenger RNA, 2349 nt
Organism: Labeo rohita (rohu)
Lineage: Eukaryota; Metazoa; Chordata; Actinopteri; Cypriniformes; Cyprinidae
Gene: sirt1
Product: sirtuin 1
Exons: 9
Coding region: 34-2073 (679 amino acids)
Molecular function (GO): NAD+ binding
Source: RefSeq, a predicted model, not a curated record